Molecule: messenger RNA, 594 nt
Organism: Durusdinium trenchii
Lineage: Eukaryota; Dinophyceae; Suessiales; Symbiodiniaceae
Source: the annotation of a GenBank genome assembly
AUGCUGAAGCCAGCGAGUGCAGCAGGCCAGCAAGCGGCCGUGAAGCUCACUGCGGGGUGCAUCCGCCGCUUGGCCGAGGGUGUCCCGUGUGCGACGCUGGCGCCCCUGGUCCAGGUGGUGGCCAAGAGAGUUGGCAGAGACAAUGCUCAGGACGAGUUUGCGGACCGUCGAACAACCCUGAGCAUUUCAGAUGGCCAACACUUCAUGUUGGCUAUCCUGUCGCCAGACAUCCAGGAUCCAGCUGAAGGGAGCAUCAUCCAGCUGUUGGAAUGGAAGCGUGGGGCCUAUGAAGGCGGGCUUACCUUGAAUGAUUGGGAUCAAAGCUCUGCACAAGUCUUUGACGUGGUGGGCCCGCCAGUAGGCAUCCACACCAUCAGCUUAGGCACCCCUGAUCGCGUGGAGAAGGUGGAACAGGCUGGUGCCAACCUGCCUUGUGUCACGUCAGCUGCCAUGGCGCCACCCCGUCCGGCCGGAGCCGCGGGAAUAGGUCGAACAGGAAAGAAAGGCGACCAACAGCAUCGAUCCAUCACCUGCUUGUGGCCUAACACAUCACAGGAGUUUUUGUAUACAGAUAUCACAGAUACUGUAUAUUAG